Molecule: messenger RNA, 1618 nt
Organism: Diorhabda carinulata
Lineage: Eukaryota; Metazoa; Arthropoda; Insecta; Coleoptera; Chrysomelidae
Gene: shv
Product: dnaJ homolog shv
Exons: 4
Coding region: 196-1269 (357 amino acids)
Biological process (GO): protein maturation; protein folding
Cellular component (GO): endoplasmic reticulum
Molecular function (GO): misfolded protein binding
Source: RefSeq, a predicted model, not a curated record
AUCGCAGUUCUCCACAUGUUGUAGAGACUUAUGAUUGGUUAAUAAAUCGAUUUGUUCUUCUCGAGCUGACAAGUCGUAUUCGUAUUGGAAAAUGUGAAUAGUAUUUAGGGUUGUUUAGCAAGUGAACCUGUGAUAAUAAUAUGUACUGGAAUUAAAAAUUUCUAAUAAAAUAAUAUAGUGCUAAUAUUAGUCAAAAUGUACAUUAAACUUAUUCAGUUAUUCUUAUUAAUAAGUGUCAUUUGUACUGCUGCAGUGUCAGCAGGUAGAGAUUUUUAUAAAAUAUUAGGUAUAUCAAAAUCUGCUAGUUUACAUGAUAUUAAAAAAGCAUAUAGGAAAUUAGCCAAAGAGCUUCAUCCGGAUAAAAAUAAGGAUGACCCGAAUGCUUCACAGAAAUUCCAUGACAUAGGUGCAGCUUAUGAGGUUCUCUCAGACGAAGAAAAAAGAAAGAAGUAUGAUAGAUGUGGAGAGGACUGUUUACAGAAGGAUGGAAUGAUGGAUGGAGGUAUGGAUCCAUUCGCGAGUUUCUUUGGAGACUUUGGCUUCCACUUUGGAGGCAAUUCUCAAAAACAUGAAACUCCGAGAGGAGCAGAUUUAGUUAUGGAUGUGUUUGUUACAUUAGAAGAUCUUUAUACUGGCACAUUUAUUGAAAUUACAAGAAACAAACCAGUAUUAAAACCAACAAAAGGCACUCGUAAAUGUAAUUGCAGACAAGAAAUGAUUACUAAAAGUUUGGGACCGGGUAGAUUCCAGAUGAUACAACAAAAUGUGUGUGACGAAUGCCCAAACGUAAAAUUAGUUAAUGAGGAAAAGUUGUUGGAAAUGGAAGUUGAACCUGCUAUGGUCGACGGACAAGAAACCAAAUUUGUAGCUGAAGGAGAACCACAUUUGGAUGGAGAACCAGGAGAUCUUAUUUUGAAAAUCAAAACACAGCCACACCAAAUGUUUGAAAGGAGGGAAGACGAUUUAUACACAAAUGUUACAAUAAGUUUACAGGAUGCUUUAACUGGUUUUACAAUGGAAAUAACGCAUUUGGAUGGUCAUAAAGUUAGUGUAGUUAGAGAUAAAAUAACUUGGCCAGGUGCACGUAUUCGUAAGAAGGGUGAAGGUAUGCCAAAUUAUGAGAACAAUAAUUUACAUGGUACCCUUUACAUAACAUUCGACGUAGAAUUUCCUAAACAAGAAUUAACUGCCGAGGACAAAGAAGCUCUUAGAAAAAUCUUGAACCAAAGCUCAAACAACAAAGUGUAUAAUGGACUUAGAGGUUAUUAAAUAUACAUCCCAUUUUUUCGGGACUUUUCCUUUUUUAAGUGUAGUCCGUUUUUAUGACUUAAUUUAUUCUGUUCCUAUUUAUUUGGAUAAAGUGUAACUUUUGUAUGUAACACAAAUAUUUCAAAACAAAAAUUUUGUAAAUUUGUGGACAAUGUUAUUGGAAUGGCGUUCUUCUAAAAUUGAGUAUCUGCUAUGUUUAUUAGUAUAGCAUUAUUAUACUUACAUUUUUAGAUGAACACUAUUCGAUUGGUCGAUGAAUCCCAAACAUAUUUGUAAAUAUUUCGAUUAUCAUUUGUACAUUGAUGAAAGUGUAUAUGGAAAUACAUUUUGUAAUAUAUAUUAGUUCAAA